AUGACGCACCCAACCGCCGCCAGGAAGGGGAGGCGGCCCCACUUCUUCAAGGUCUUCUUCGCCGACUGCAGCUCCAAGCGACUGGUACGUCCGCUCUCUCUCUCUCUCUCUCUCUCUCUUCUCGAUCAUGUCCUUCUUGCUGGCGGGCCUUAUGGGGACACCGAUGGCCGCCUGAGACUGUUCUCUUCCGCCUUCUAGGAUCCGCAGGAGGGGAUGGAAACCUUCGGGAUUGGCUGGAUGUUGAGACUCCCCAUUCUUCUUCGUGUACUUCGUUCUAUUUCUCUCUGUUAAAAGGAUUUGAGCAUUGGCUUGAUAGUACGGCGAUCCCUGACCUUGGGUAGGAUCAUCGCUUUGACCAGAUGCUCGUGAUACCCGAGGAGGCCCAGUCUUCCCAAGUCGUUAAUCUCCUGUGCUUUGCAACUCGUAGGCGAUUCCUGCUGGUUUCUGCAACCACAUCGAGCCCGACAUCCAUCGCCGCAUUUGUCUGAGAGGGCCCAGCGGGAACGCAUGGAGCGUAGACUUGGUAAGGGACGGAUGCGGCAGCGUCUUUUUCCAGAGCGGCUGGGAAGAAUUCGUCUCCGACCACGACCUCAACACCGGCGAUUUCCUGGUCUUCCAAUACGACGGCGGCCGGGGCUUCACUGUACUGGUCUUCGACCCUACGGCCUGCGAGAAGGAGGAGUCCUUCCACGUGAUUCCACGCGCCGAGGUGGUAAUUCUUGGGGAGUCUCACAAGAGGCGGCGGCGCUCAGAGAAGGAAGGAGUCAUCGUCGAUGCAGAGAUUGUUGAGACGGCUCCCCCUGUGAAACUCGCGCCAGCGAAGUUCAACAGCUCUUGCAGGGGGUGUUUCUCCAACCAACCUUGCGCCGACUGCGGCGGCUCGGGUAGAGGGGACCUAGGUCGGUCCUUCAACUCGCCUUCUGCUUGCUCCUCCUCAUUUGGUUCUCUUGGAUCUGAAUCCUCCGAGUUCUGAACAUCUGGCCAUUUUUUUUCAGACCCCACAGCACCGGAAAUUGGAGCCUCCCCAUUAAUGGGCGAUCAUCCUCAAUAUGGGAUCUGCGUGGUGAAAGAAGAGCUCCAGAGUGAUGAAGGUCCAUUGCCGCUAGCUCCGUGACCACAUCAAUUUCUGUCCUAAAAGGGAAGGUAAUUCUCUUAGUCGCAGCUGCCUGCUCUGCACCUAAUUAGGAAUCUGGGGUGGAUACAGAUACAAGCAAUCCAUGUGCUAGAGACUUGAAGCCAAGGCAGAGGAGGAAUGGCUGGAGGAAGCAUACCCAGAAGAAGAGGAAGAAACCAGAAGGAUCAACAGAUGAGCUGGGUAGGAGAGCAAAUAAGCAAUCCUCCUGUGAGCAUCCUACCAGUCUGGGCAGCUCGAGCGUGGAUGAUGGUGAGCUCCACCCCAGAGGUUUGGAGUGAGAGCAAUCAUAUAUUGAGUAAGGAGUUUUCAGUUCCAAAUUAUCUGACCGUUUGAUGCUUCCAGUGAGGAUCAAGUCGCGUUUGGGGUCUGUAAUCUCACGCAGAAGAAGUAUAACCGAGGAGGAGAAGGCAAGAACCCUAGAAUUGGCAAUGUCUUUCCGGUCAAAGCGUCCCUUUGGCAUCUCCGUGAUGCGGGAUUCGAAUGUAUAUCAUGGGUAUUACAUGGUGAAUUUUUUUCCCCUGCAAUUGCAAUUCCUUGUGGAUUUCUUCUCUUCUAUAGAUUGGGUUCUUGGAUUUCCAAUACAGUUUUUCCUUCUAAUUUUAUCUGUUCAUCAUGUUCUGGGAAUUUUCAGCCUGAUUUCAUCUUGAACCCUGUCAUUCAUGGAAGAUUGUAUGUGCCUGGACAGGUCUUUUUUGCCAUAUAUAUCAUCCCCUGGCCAGUGUGUGUUAUUUUGGCCCAAUCUCUCAUUUUUAUGUAUCAUCAAGUGGAGAAAAUUCGUCUCCUCAGUAUCUUACGUAGACCUUGUUUUGUCUGAAAUUCAUGGGUCUUUGGUUGGGUGCGUGCAGGGCCUCCCAAGCUCGCUGGUGAAGCAUCUCCCAAGGGCCAGCAGGACAAUCAGGCUUCGAGGCCCCUUUGAGGAGGUGUGGGCGGUCGUGUAUAUUCACUACGAGGGCCGUGGCGGAUUCAGCACCGGCUGGGGGAAGUUUGCCAGCACCCACAAUCUCGAGAGUGAUGACGUCCUGGUCUUUGAGCUCUCUAGGCCGCUCGAGGUGAGGGUUCACAUCUACAGGGUGGUCGAGCAGGUCUCUCAUGCUUACCACUGA
Spirodela intermedia is the source of this 2238-nucleotide messenger RNA. The record is from the annotation of a GenBank genome assembly. Lineage: Eukaryota; Viridiplantae; Streptophyta; Magnoliopsida; Alismatales; Araceae.